Molecule: messenger RNA, 1497 nt
Organism: Pectinophora gossypiella (pink bollworm)
Lineage: Eukaryota; Metazoa; Arthropoda; Insecta; Lepidoptera; Gelechiidae
Product: trace amine-associated receptor 8c
Exons: 8
Coding region: 1-1497 (498 amino acids)
Biological process (GO): neuropeptide signaling pathway
Cellular component (GO): membrane
Molecular function (GO): corazonin receptor activity
Source: RefSeq, a predicted model, not a curated record
AUGUUCGACUCGACUAAAGGCGCACUGCUUAUAGCGCCACAUCUGUCUAAUAGCUCUUGCUGGCUCAACGGCAAAGGCUGGCCAUCUACGUUCCCCGCCCCCGGAGAUAUCAUUAAAGCAUUCUUCAUUUUCGCACUGUCUAUGGCAAUUGUCUUCUGCAAUUUGGUGCUCAUUUGCGUUCUCAAUAACCGAAGAUACACCAAGUACAUUGACAAUCAGCCCAGGUACUUGCUCACGUCACUCGCACUGAACGACUUGUUUACGGGAAUCUUGAUAGCUCCAGUGGCGUUACUGCCUGCACUGUACAAGUGUUGGCCUUACGGAGAGAUUUUCUGCCAGAUUCAGGCAUUGUUGAGAGGAGCUGUGAGUCAACAAAGUGCAGUCAUAUUAGUCUGCAUGGCGAUCGAUAGAUAUCUCUAUUUGUUACAUCCGAAUACUUAUCAUAAACACUCUAGUAAAAAGGGCUGCGUUUUAGUCAUAAGCAUAACUUGGAUACUGUCAGUAUCCUUAUUUGCUAUAAUGGUGCUACCGCGUUCUGGAUAUUACUUCAAUUCUACAGGGCUGAUGGCUUGUGAUGUAUUCCACAGUCGUGUUGCCUUCAGGAUUCUCGCUUGUUGUGCGUACUAUUUUCCAACGACGAUGGCGUUGAUGUAUUGUUACGGGUCAGGAUUCCAUGUCAGCAAAACCAGGAACAAAUUUGAUCAGGACCCGCCGAGGUCCAACGGUGUCCCUGUUCCGUGUACAAAAGUUACUCACUCAAAUCACGAAGCCGUGAUUCAAGCUCCAGUAAGGCCUCAUAGUGUGAGUACAUCACGUACGAUGGCCGCAAUGUCUUUAGGGUUCAUUGUUAUGGUAACACCAGCUACUAUUCAAGAAGUUGUCGCAGCUUGCACUGGUUGCAAGGUCCCCCCAUCAAUAGAUUUCAUUGUGACGUGGUUGGCACUCAGCAAUAGUUUUUGGAAUCCAUUUCUUUACUGGCUCUUAAACAGUCACUUUCGAAGAAUCAGCAACGAUAUACUUCAAUAUUAUAUUUGCUGUCGAAGAACUAAAUCAUUCCACAGUUACGAAAAGCCAACAGGUUGCUGUGGUUCGCCGGCCACAUCUGACGGUUUACAUUCUAAAGGCGAAUUUGAAGGACUUGGAGAAAAAUAUUGGGGGGAAAUUUUAGAAAGAACAGUAUCGUCAACAUCGUUACAUGCUCUACAGAAAUCAUGUCAUAGGGAUCAUCCUUACUCAGGAUCGUUUAAAGGAUGUCGCAAUCCUAAUUGUAAACAAGAUCCCAGAUAUUUUGAAGGAUAUGGACCAACUGACUAUCGACAUCUUGAUAGAUCCGCCUUUCAAGUUGAAUCGUGUUCACGACAGUGUAGAUUGAAAAAUUCUGACUUUUGUUUAUUUAGGCCAACCCCUAGUCUUGAGUGUGGUCGGUCUCGGUCUAAUUUAAGCUUGGAUGAGGGCAAUUUCAAUAAGACUUGUAACGGGAGGCACCCAGAGUUGUGA